Molecule: messenger RNA, 4419 nt
Organism: Bombina bombina (fire-bellied toad)
Lineage: Eukaryota; Metazoa; Chordata; Amphibia; Anura; Bombinatoridae
Gene: C1QB
Product: complement C1q B chain
Exons: 3
Coding region: 118-858 (246 amino acids)
Molecular function (GO): protein binding
Source: RefSeq, a predicted model, not a curated record
GUUCAUAUGAUGUAAGAAAAAAAAAUAUGAUAGCGAUAGGAAGGAGAUUAUACCCCAAGCUUUAUUUCUCCAUCAAAUGUAGACGAGGACUAAGAGUGAGAGUUACGGGAACCUAAGAUGAAAACAUACAAUCUUGAGUUGAGGAUUUUAAUAGUCCUGUUGUACGUUCACCUUGGCAAGUCUCAGAGUUGCAGCAGCCCUACCUUAUCAGGUACACCAGGCGUUCCAGGCAUUCCAGGACCAGAUGGUAAAGAUGGACAGGAUGGAGCAAAAGGAGAUGUUGGACAUCCAGGAGAGUUUGAAGACUGGAAUAAAGCAAAAUAUAUAGGUGAUCCAGGACAACCUGGGAAUCCUGGGAAGGUUGGUCCAAAGGGACCCAGGGGUCCACCAGGCAUGCCUGGCCCAAAUGGUCCGAAGGGGAUGAAGGGUGAAUCGGGAGACUACAAAACCAGUCUUAAAUCUGCUUUUAGUGCUCUAAGAUAUUCUAACUCUCACCCCAGGAGAGAAAUGCCCAUUCGCUUUGAUACAAUUCUUACCAAUGUCAAUAGCCAUUAUGAGCCCCGAAUUGGAAAAUUUACGUGUGUGAUUCCAGGUAUCUAUUACUUCACCUAUCAUACAACCUCCAGGGGCCACCUAUGUAUCAAUAUUGUAAAAGGUACAGGGAAGGGUAGCAAGGUGGUGACCUUCUGUGACCAGUCGUUCAACACCUUCCAGGUGACCACUGGCAGUGUCGUGCUACAUGUACCUCAAGGGGAUUCUGUUUGGCUGGAACCAACUGAAAAAAAUUCCUUAUUGGGAACUGAAGGAGCCGACAGCAUCUUCACUGGCUUCCUGCUUUUUCCUGAUCCUCCUCAGUAAAGUGAAUAGUUUAUAUAAGGAUUGAUUCAGGGUACUUUGCUUGUUAGUUAAAGGGACAGUUUACUCAAAAAUAUUAUCCCCUUUCAUUUGUUCCCAAUGAUCCACUUUACCUGCUGGAGUUUAUUAAAUUAUUUACAAGUAUUUCCUUUACCCUUAUAUAGGCAUUUUAAAUAGUUAAUUUAGCCUGUGGUAUCCCCACCUAUUCUGAAAGUUUCUGGCCUUAGGGCCAAGCUAUAGAUAAGCUGCAUAAACACAGCCAGCAGAAGAAAUUGCACUCCCAGUGGGGUAUAGAAGAGAUAAAGUAAUAAAAUGUUAAUUUUUCAUUGUUCUCUCCAAGUAUUGGUGAUUGGUUUAUGGACAAAUAUAAGAUAAAGACACAUGUAUAUGUACACAAUGUGAUACAGUAAUGAGAUCUGAUUAUACCUACAGAUAUAAGAUAAAGACACAUGUAUAUGUACACAAUGUGAUACAGUAAUGAGAUCUAAUUAUACCUACAGAUAUAAGAUAAAGAAGCAUGUAUAUGUACACAAUGUGAUAAAGUAAUGAGAUCUGAUUAUACCUACAGAUAUAAGAUACAGACACAUGUAUAUGUACACAAUGUGAUACAGUAAUGAGAUCUGAUUAUACCUACAGAUAUAAUAUAAAGACACAUGUAUAUGUACACAAUGUGAUACAGUAAUGAGAUCUGAUUAUACCUACAGAUAUAAGAUAAAGACACAUGUAUAUGUACUCAGUGUGAUACGGUAAUGAGAUCUGAUUAUACCUACAGAUAUAAGAUAAAGAAGCAUGUGUAUGUACACAAUGUGAUAAAGUAAUGAGAUCUGAUUAUACCUACAUAUAUAAGAUAAAGACACAUGUAUAUGUACACAAUGUGAUACAGUAAUGAGAUCUGAUUAUACCUACAGAUAUAAGAUAAAGACACAUGUAUAUGUACACAAUGUGAUACAGUAAUGAGAUCUUAUUAUACCUACAGAUAUAAGAUACAGGCACAUGUAUAUGUACACAAUGUGAUACAGUAAUGAGAUCUGAUUAUACCUAAAAGCUCAACCCAGGUUGUGGCUUCAAAACACUAAAUCAGCUAUUUCAUAAACACAAAUAAACCCUAAAAAGCAAAAUGUUAUACUCUGCAGUUAGUAAAAAAAAAGCAUCUGGAAAAACAUUAAGGGGGAAUAAAUUACAGUAUAUUGUCCCUUAUAUAUACAGUUAUUCUUUGCAUAGUUUAAAUGAGCAUUAAGGUCAUUGAUGCUAUAUUUCUUAAACUUGCAAAAGGUAUGAGAUAUAGAUAUGAGAGUCUUAGUGUAAAAUAAUGGGAAUUCAGCAGUCUUUGAAAAGAGUGCUGAAUUCCCAUUCUUUUACACUAAGGGGCCCAUUUAUCAAGCUCCGAAUGGAGGUCUUGCGGACCUGAUCUGCACUGUCGGAUCAGGUCCGCAAGACCUUUGAUAAAUAGGCCCCUAAAACUCUCAUAUCUAUAGUGUCUACCUUUUGCAAGUUUAAGAAAUAUAGUAAUUUUGGGUCUGCACCACUAUACUAAAAAGUACUUUCUAAAAGCGUAUUAAGGUUCAUAUUUAAUGUGUUGAGCUUGCUUACCAUUAAUAAUAAGUCAUUGAUGCUAUAGUUGCAUAGUAUAGAAAAACAAUCUUCAUAAAAAAUAAAUGUUCUAAAAACAUUUAAAUUGACCUUUUUAUUAGUAGCAUUUAGAUUUAAGUAACGCGUUCUCAGCUGAUUUCUAGGCUCGAGAAACUCUAUUUACAAUCACAGACAUUUAAACCAAAAAGAACCAAUCAGAUCAUACAAACUUCACGGGAGAUCCAAUAGGUUCCUUUCUGGGCGCAAUCAAACAAAAAGUGCCCCUUACAGACUUAUUGGCUGACACUAGAAUUGAUCAUCAAACAAGGACAUUGCUAAAUUAUUAUUGAAUAGUGUAGAUAUGAAAUUCUGAAGCCAUUGUCAUCUAAAUAUUGUUCAUUUUAACUUUUUUCUUCUUUAAAGGGGCAUAAAACCCCAAGCUUUUCUUUUCUGAUUCGGAUAUAGCAUAACAUUUUAUUAACAACUUUAAAAUUAUUUCUACUACUAAUUUUGCUUAAUUUUCUUUGUAUCCUUUGUUAAAGGAGCAACAAUUUACUACUGUGAGCUAGCUGAACACAUCAGUAAAAUAAUGGCAAGAGGCAUAUGUGCAGCUACCAAUCAGCUUUUAGCUCCCAGUAGUGCAUUGCUGCUAGGUUUACUUAUCAACCACAGAUACCAAGAGAAUAAGACAAAUUAGAUAAUAGAAAUAAAUUUGAAAGUUAUUUAAAGGAUUAUAAAACUAUUACCAAAUCAUCACAUAAUUAAUAUAUCCUGUUACAGUUUAACUAAUACUCUGUGCAUUAACUUUACCUAAUCAUGCAAACAAAGCUGCGUUGACCCUAAAAACAUACAUUUUAUUUUCAGCCGUGCCGUCAUUUACUCCAGGCCAUAAAGUGGUCGUGUCUUGGUCAUUUAAUAUUGGCCAAUCGCAGCACUCAAAAUUUAUAUAUUAAUGAGUGUUAUUUGUACCCAAAAUCCCAUGCGCAAUUCAAUUACUGUAUAUGUAUAAUCAAUUGAAUGAUACUCGUUUAUCUAAGGGAGUUAAUAAAAUACAAAUUCUCAAUUCUGCUCUGUAGCUCCGUCUUCUAUGUCACUGCAGAGGCUGUGAUUUCACUCUGGUCACAUGAGUGCUAUAGCCGUGACUUAAGCAAUUAGAACUGAAUACAACUGCGCAUGCGUGGGAGAGGUACAAUUGAAUAGCGCCCUCCCAAGGAACGACAUAAAAUAAGAGAACCUAGGUUGCCCAACGUGAUUGGACAAUGCAAAUUAGUCCUCUGUGGGUUUGGAAAUAACAACAUUUUAGAUAGCAGAUUGCUGCGAAAUAACUUGACCCGGGAAAUUAUUCAAUUUAAAAAAUUGUGUUUCAUUUCCCUUUAAAAGUGCAUGCUCUCUCUGAAUCAUAAAAUAAACGUUUUGGGUUUCCCUUUAAAUUACAAGAAAAUUAGAAGAAUAAAUAAUGAAUGUAAUGAAAGCCCAUUACAAAGUUUUUGAGGGUUUUUGAUUUUAUUACGCAUCAUUCAAAUUUUUAUGGGUUAUUACAUUUUGAGUAUAAUGUUCCCUUUAUGUAUAGUAUAAAUCUCAAUGUAUUUAUUCUGGCUUUUUUUUCCCUAUGAGCUGAGGAAGGACAUUGUGAGCGCUCACAGAGCCAUUAAUCUGUAGUCUAAUGUUUAAACACAAUAAAACAUUCCAUUUACAUUAAGAUCUUAUGAAAAAUAAAAAGGGUAAAAACCCUCUCUUUCUGCAAUAGACCUGGGUAAGGAGUGAUAAAUACUUCUUUACAUGAGCUCAUGUGUGUGUUUAAGAUCAUUUGCUGGUGUUCUUCCUGCAGUUGAGACUUCACAUUUUUUUCCAGAAUUACAAUUUUCUAAUCUCCUCUAUGAAAUGUCCUGAUAAAUUCCAAACUUUUGCAUGUACAUUUAGAAUCAAAUAAGAAAACCACAGACUUAUGAUUUGGAGGGAAACAAUCCUUUUUUUUAAUAAAACAAAUCAACCUCA